AUGCGCGGCAUGUGGCGGGUCCGGGACAGACGUCUUGAUAGGGCAUUGCCAUUAUUGAUGAUGUGGAAGGGCUGGGCCGUCGCGCCGGCGGCCUCCCUCCACCUCGUCCCCGGGGAGAUCGCCGAGGUCGCGCGCAACAAGGUUUUGAUUGCGGCGACGGUGGCGAGCGCUAUCGGGCAGCUGUCCAAGCCUUUCACGUCGGGCAAGAAUGGGGGCGCCGGCGCCGGCCUUGACCUGAGGACCGUCUUCCGCUCCGAAGGGAUGCCCUCUACCCACUCCGCGGUGAAAACAUCUGAUAACCCACCCCAGUCCCUUACCAUUUCUUUUUCAGUUUCUGCGUUACUCGCCAACUUUGGGGAUACCUCUUCCACAUGUUUGGGCUGUUGUGCUAAGUUGUGA
Miscanthus lutarioriparius is the source of this 399-nucleotide messenger RNA. NCBI's taxonomy places the organism in Eukaryota, Viridiplantae, Streptophyta, Magnoliopsida, Poales, Poaceae. The record is from the annotation of a GenBank genome assembly.